This is a messenger RNA of Osmia bicornis bicornis, 7592 nucleotides long. RefSeq names its product myosin-VIIa (gene ck). The transcript has 22 exons. Gene Ontology annotation, molecular function: cytoskeletal motor activity; protein binding; ATP binding. The record is from RefSeq and is a predicted model, not a curated record. Bases 462 to 6962 code for a protein of 2166 amino acids. NCBI's taxonomy places the organism in Eukaryota, Metazoa, Arthropoda, Insecta, Hymenoptera, Megachilidae. Gene Ontology annotation, cellular component: cytoskeleton; myosin complex.
ACGAUCGAAACAAGACACAGAAUUAAAGAAGAUUUAGGGGUCUUCAAAAGGAGAGGCAAAGACAGAGAGAGGGCCGUCAAAAAGACGAUUCGGUGGCCUGGCUCGAAUCGUUGUCAAGUUACUUCCACCUGGCACGCCCGAUUCGAACCGAAGCUCCCCGAGUGGACGCGUUAAUGUGCCGGUCACCGUGGCCCAUUCUCCGUAACGACUACUGUUGCUUUUCGUGUCCCAUUUCCUAACACGGUACACGAUCUUUUCCUCUUUCCACGUUCGCCGCUUCUGCCAAGCGCCAAGCUCCGACGAUCAUCUCUAGUCACGUCGGACAUGAAAAGCGCGCUUUACGUCGCGUCCGAAGUGCAGUGCAGUGCCUCUUAAUGGAGUGUGCCGACAUCGUGUAGCCGCUUUCGUCGUGUUUCUCGUUACUCGCACAAGGCGGAGUGCCGACAACCACGACUUGAGAGAUGGUCAUCGUCACGCGGGGAGAUUACAUAUGGAUCGAGCCAAUCUCAGGACGAGAAUUCGACGUUGCGAUCGGAGCACGAGUUAUUUCCGCGGAGGGCAGACGCAUCCAAGUGAAAGACGACGAUAACAAGGAACAAUGGCUGACUCCGGAGAGACGAAUAAAGGCGAUGCACGCCACUUCUGUGCAAGGUGUCGAGGAUAUGAUCAGCUUAGGAGACCUCCAUGAAGCGGGCAUUCUAAGGAAUUUGUUGAUUCGUUACAACGAGAAUCUCAUAUAUACCUACACGGGUUCCAUUCUAGUCGCUGUUAAUCCGUAUCAGAUACUGCCUAUUUAUACCGCCGAGCAAAUCAAACUGUACAAGGAUCGUAAAAUCGGAGAAUUACCGCCGCACAUAUUCGCCAUCGGGGACAACAGUUACGCGCACAUGAACAGAUAUGGUCAAGACCAGUGCAUAGUGAUCAGCGGCGAAAGCGGAGCCGGCAAAACGGAAAGUACGAAAUUAAUUUUGCAAUAUUUGGCAGCGAUCAGCGGCAAACAUUCUUGGAUCGAACAGCAAAUUUUGGAAGCGAAUCCCAUAUUGGAAGCGUUCGGUAAUGCCAAGACGGUACGAAACGACAAUUCAUCCCGAUUCGGAAAAUACAUUGACAUUCAUUUUAACGAUCAAGGGGUUAUAGAAGGAGCCAAGAUCGAGCAAUACCUCCUGGAAAAAUCGCGAAUUGUAUCGCAAAGUUUGGACGAGAGAAACUACCAUAUAUUUUAUUGCAUGCUGGCUGGUCUCUCGAGGGAGGAGAAGCAAAAACUGGAACUGGACGAUGCGUCUUCCUACAAGUACUUAACAGGGGGUGGUAGCAUCACGUGCGAAGGCCGCGACGAUGCCGCGGAAUUUGCCGAUAUAAGAUCAGCCAUGAAGGUUUUGUUAUUUUCCGAUUCGGAAAUAUGGGAGAUUUUAAAGUUACUGGCUGCUUUGUUGCACAUGGGAAACGUCAAGUACAGAGCCACGGUCGUUGACAACCUGGAUGCUACAGAAAUACCGGAACAGACAAACGUGCAAAGGGUGGCGCAUCUAUUGGGCGUACCCGUUCAGUCGUUGAUAGAUGCGCUCACUCGAAAAACGAUAUUCGCUCACGGUGAGACAGUCGUCUCCACGUUAUCCAGGGAGCAGUCGGUGGACAUCAGAGACGCUUUCGUUAAAGGAAUCUACGGACGAUUGUUCGUGCACAUCGUGAAGAAGAUCAACGAGGCGAUUUACAGGCCUAAGAACACGUCAAGAAGCGCCAUAGGUGUACUAGAUAUAUUCGGCUUUGAAAAUUUCAACCACAACAGCUUCGAACAGUUCUGUAUAAACUACGCGAACGAGAACCUCCAGCAGUUUUUCGUGCAACACAUUUUCAAGUUGGAGCAAGAGGAGUACAAUCACGAGGGUAUCAAUUGGCAGCACAUCGAGUUCGUCGACAAUCAGGACGCGUUGGACUUGAUAGCCAUUAAACAAUUAAACAUAAUGGCUCUGAUCGACGAGGAAUCAAAGUUUCCCAAGGGGACGGAUCAAACGAUGCUGGCAAAGAUACACAAAACUCACGGCAGCCAUCGGAAUUACUUGAAACCAAAAUCGGACAUCAAUACGUCUUUCGGGUUGAAUCAUUUCGCUGGGGUGGUGUUUUACGACACCAGGAGUUUCCUCGAGAAGAACCGAGACACCUUCAGCGCCGAUCUCUUGCAAUUAAUUCACAUAACGUCGAACAAGUUCCUUCAGACGUGUUUUGUGGAGGACAUAGGGAUGGGUUCGGAGACAAGGAAAAGAGCGCCCACUUUGUCGACUCAGUUCAAAAAAUCAUUGGACUCGUUGAUGAGAACGUUGUGCAGUUGUCAGCCGUUCUUCAUCAGAUGCAUCAAACCGAACGAGUUUAAGAAACCGAUGAUGUUCGACAGAGGUCUGUGUUGUAGACAAUUGAGAUACUCCGGAAUGAUGGAGACGAUUCGAAUCCGUAGAGCCGGUUAUCCCAUCAGACAUUCGUUUCCGGAGUUCGUCGACAGAUAUCGGUUUCUUAUAGCUGGCAUUCCUCCGGCGCAUAAAGUAGACUGUCGCGCAGUCACCGCGAAGAUUUGUCACAUAGUAUUGGGAAAGUCGGACUACCAGCUAGGGCAUACGAAGGUAUUCCUCAAGGAUGCCCACGACUUGUUCCUGGAACAGGAACGCGAUCGCGUUUUAACGCGAAAGAUUCUGAUAUUGCAACGGAACAUACGCGGCUGGGUGUACAGGAGGAGGUUCCUUCGCAUGAGGGCAGCCGCGACGAUCGUUCAGAAGUACUGGAGAGGUUACGCGCAACGACAACGAUACAAGCGUAUGCGUAUAGGUUACAUGCGACUGCAGGCACUCAUCAGGUCGCGGGUACUCUCGCACAGAUUCAGACACCUUAGGGGGCACAUCGUAGCCCUUCAGGCGCGAGCGAGAGGUUACUUGGUGCGUAAGAUGUAUCAGAAGAAACUGUGGGCCAUCGUGAAGAUACAGGCUCACGUUAGAAGAUUGAUCGCCCAAAGACGGUACAAGAAAAUCAAGUACGAGUAUCGGUUACACAUCGAGGCGUUGAGACUUCGAAAGAAGGAGGAACGGGAAUUGAAGGACCAGGGUAACAAGAGGGCGAAAGAGAUCGCUGAACAGAAUUACAGGGAACGAAUGCAGGAAUUAGAGAGGAAGGAGAUAGAAAUGGAACUGGAGGAUCGGCGCAGAAUGGAAAUUAAGAAGAAUCUGAUCAACGACGCGGCGAAGAAACAGGACGAACCGGUGGACGAUAGCAAAUUAGUCGAGGCGAUGUUCGACUUUCUGCCGGAUUCCAGCAGCGAAGCUCCAACCCCCGCUAGAGAAACUUCCGUGUUCAACGAUCUACCCGCGCCAAAAGCGGAUCAACAGGAGAUCAUCAGUCCCGUUCAAACGGCAUCGGAAGACGAGGAGGAUUUAUCGGAGUUUAAGUUCCAGAAAUUCGCGGCAACCUAUUUCCAAGGGAACAUCACGCAUCAGUAUUCGAGAAAGCCUUUGAAACACCCCCUGCUGCCAUUGCACACGCAAGGUGAUCAGCUGGCCGCGCAAGCAUUAUGGAUCACCAUCCUUCGUUUCACGGGCGAUUUACCGGAGCCGAGAUUCCACACGAUGGACAGGGACACGACGUCGGUCAUGUCGAAGGUAACAGCCACUCUCGGUCGUAAUUUCAUACGAAGCAAAGAGUUUCAGGAGGCGCAGAUGAUGGGGAUGGAUCCGGAAACCUUCCUCAGACAGAAGCCUCGAUCGAUUAGGCACAAGCUGGUCUCGUUGACGUUGAAACGAAAGAACAAAUUAGGAGAGGACGUCAGACGGAAGUUGCAGGAAGACGAGUACACGGCGGACAGCUAUCAGUCUUGGCUCGAAGCGAGGCCCACGUCUAAUCUCGAGAAGUUGCACUUCAUCAUCGGCCACGGGAUACUGCGGGCGGAACUGAGGGACGAGAUAUACUGUCAGAUAUGCAAGCAACUGACCAACAAUCCCUCCAAGUCGUCGCACGCUCGUGGCUGGAUCCUCCUAUCGCUCUGUGUCGGAUGUUUCGCACCUUCGGAAAAGUUUGUUAAUUAUUUGCGCGCUUUCAUCAGGGAGGGACCACCGGGUUACGCGCCGUAUUGCGAGGACAGGUUGAAGAGGACGUUCAACAACGGCACUCGGAAUCAGCCGCCCAGUUGGCUCGAGUUGCAAGCCACCAAGUCGAAGAAACCCAUCAUGCUACCGAUUACUUUCAUGGACGGAAAUACUAAAACGCUGCUCGCCGAUUCCGCGACCACCGCCAGAGAACUGUGCAAUCAGCUGUCCGACAAGAUAUCUCUUCGCGAUCAAUUCGGCUUCUCCCUUUACAUCGCGUUGUUCGAUAAGGUCUCCUCGCUGGGCAGUGGCGGGGAUCACGUGAUGGACGCGAUCUCUCAAUGCGAGCAAUACGCGAAGGAACAGGGUGCUCAGGAGCGAAAUGCACCGUGGAGAUUGUUCUUCCGAAAAGAGAUAUUCGCACCGUGGCACGAGCCGACCGAAGACCAGGUCGCCACUAAUUUAAUCUAUCAGCAGGUGGUCAGAGGUGUGAAAUUCGGUGAAUAUCGUUGCGACAAAGAGGAAGAUCUGGCGAUGAUUGCCGCGCAACAGUAUUACAUCGAAUAUCACACCGACAUGAACGUCGAGAGGCUGUACACCCUUUUGCCCAAUUAUAUCCCGGACUAUUGCCUAACAGGCAUCGACAAGGCGAUCGACAGAUGGGGGCACCUCGUUUUGCAGGCGUACAAAAAGAGUUACUACUUGAAAGAAAAAGUGCCCGCGUUACGAGUGAAGGAGGACAUCGUUGGCUACGCAAAAUUCAAGUGGCCCUUGCUGUUUUCUCGCUUCUACGAAGCUUACAGAAAUUCGGGGCCCAAUCUGCCGAAAAACGACGUUAUCAUAGCGGUGAAUUGGACCGGUGUGUACGUCGUUGACGAUCAGGAACAGGUGCUUCUGGAAUUGUCCUUUCCCGAAAUCACUACCGUAUCUAGUCAAAAAACGAACAAAAUGUUCACGCAGACGUUCAACUUGUCGACGGUGCGAGGAGAAGAGUUCACGUUUCAGAGCCCAAAUGCCGAGGACAUCCGCGAUCUGGUGGUCUACUUUUUAGAGGGUCUAAAGAAACGUAGCAAAUACGUGAUCGCUUUGCAAGAUUACAAAGCACCCGGCGAAGGUUCCUCGUUCCUCAGCUUCCUGAAAGGGGACCUCAUUACUUUGGAAGACGAGAGCACCGGUGAGACUGUCCUCAACUCCGGAUGGUGCGUCGGUACCUGCGAAAGGACCGGCGAAAAGGGCGAUUUUCCAGCCGAGACUGUUUACGUGUUGCCCUCCUUAACGAAACCACCAAACGAUAUAUUGUCCUUGUUCAGCAUCGAAGGAACGGAGAACGGCCGCAAAUUGUACCCUCAACAAGUGAACGGAGUAGAAUCUCGCGACAAGCCUCAUACUCUCUUAGAAUACGCCAUCGACCAUUUCCGAACACCGCCGAAGAGAACAAUGUCGAAAGCGUUGACUCUGACAACGGCGAGACGAGGGCACACCGACGAAUUGUGGCAUCAUUCCAGGGAUCCGAUAAAACAACCACUUUUAAAAAAGCUGAUAUCCAAAGAGGAAUUAGCCGAAGAAGCGUGUUUCGCUUUUAAUGCCAUCUUAAAGUACAUGGGAGACCUGCCGACGAAGAGACCGCGUAUCGGUAACGAAUAUACCGAUCUUAUUUUCGAUGGUCCAUUGAAGAACGAAAUUCUUCGGGACGAAAUUUAUUGUCAGAUCAUGAAACAGCUCACCGACAAUCGAAACCGACUUAGCGAAGAACGCGGAUGGGAAUUGAUGUGGCUUGCCACUGGUCUCUUCACUUGUAGCCAAAGUCUUCUAAAGGAAUUGACGUUGUUUUUGCGCACGAGACGACAUCCCAUAUCGCAGGAUUCUCUACAAAGGCUACAGAAAACUCUGCGCAACGGUCAACGGAAGUAUCCACCGCACCAAGUGGAAGUAGAGGCUAUCCAGCACAAAACAACUCAAAUAUUCCACAAAGUGUAUUUCCCCGAUGACACUGAUGAAGCAUUCGAAGUGGAUUCAUCGACAAGAGCGAAAGAUUUUUGUCAAAACAUCGCGCAAAGACUCAACCUACGGUCCGCGGAAGGGUUUAGUUUAUUCGUGAAAAUUGCCGAUAAAGUAAUCUCGGUUCCGGAAGGCGAUUUCUUCUUCGAUUUCGUACGACAUUUGACGGAUUGGAUCAGGAAAGCUCGGCCAUCUCGCGACGGCGUAUCACCUCAAUUCACGUAUCAAGUGUUCUUCAUGAAGAAACUGUGGACCAACACCGUGCCUGGGAAGGAUAGAAAUGCUGAUCUUAUUUUCCACUUCCAUCAAGAGCUUCCUAAAUUAUUGAGAGGAUAUCAUAAAUGUACGAAGGAAGAAGCUUCGAGAUUAGCGGCGUUAGUGUACAGAGUUCGUUUCGGUGAAAACAAACAAGAACUUCAAGCGAUUCCGCAAAUGUUAAGGGAACUUAUACCAGGCGAUUUGGUAAAGGUACAAAGUGCCAACGAUUGGAAGAGAUCGAUAAUAGCAGCCUACAAUCAAGAUGCUGGAAUGAGCCCCGAGGACGCAAAAAUAACGUUCUUGAAAAUCGUUUAUCGAUGGCCAACAUUCGGUUCAGCGUUUUUCGAAGUCAAACAGAGUACGGAGCCAAAUUAUCCAGAAUUAUUGUUGAUCGCGAUAAACAAACACGGUGUAAGUCUCAUACACCCGCAAACGAAGGAUAUACUAAUAACGCAUCCUUUCACCAGAAUCUCAAACUGGUCGUCAGGAAACACUUACUUCCAUAUGACGAUCGGAAAUUUAGUGCGUGGUUCGAAAUUAUUGUGCGAAACAUCGCUGGGUUACAAAAUGGAUGACCUCUUAACUUCUUACAUCUCUUUAAUGCUCACGAAUAUGAACAAACAACGUACAAUACGAAUCAAGUAAACACGUACAAGGUAGUAGAACAAAAUCAUUAAAUGAUAAUUUGGCAAUUUUACGUGUUACGUUUAAAACGUAAUUCGUUGAAAAUUCACUUGAAUACCAAUCAUUUAUUUUUUAUUUUUUUUCUCGAUAAAUUUCUACGCGAUGUGAUAAAAAAUGUUUUAUACAGAAAUAUAUUACUCAUUCCGAAUAGGACACACGAGGAAAGUCGCAAAAUUCGCGUGUAUCCAAGUAAUUAGCUGAAAGAAAAAAAGAAAUUGUAUAUGAUUUAUUUACAAAUAAGAUUUUCAUGUAGUUUUGUAAAGUAUUAUUUUAAUAUGUAGGAGAUACAAUUAAAGAAGUUCACCUUCAAAUAUAUUCUAUCGGACAAAGACGAAGUUGCGUGCAAUUAAGGCUACGUGUGUGGUCAAAAUAAUAUUCAAUAUCGAUGAAAAAUUCUUCGGAAAAUUAAUUAGAUUACAUAUAUAUUUAUAUACAUAUAUGUACGAAAACUUAUGCUCAAAAAUAAUGUUCCGACGUAACGAAUAGCAGUGAUUAUUCAUCGAUUAUCCGUCCACUGAUACAUGUAAGGAUGUAAUUAUUAAUAAUCCGCAGUUUAUUACUGUGAAUAAAGAUAAUCGUAUUCUUCAGGUA